AUGACUACUUUACAAAACGCUUUUUAUGCAAAGAAACUGGGCGAUAGCAGCGCGCUGGAUGCAGUGGUGAAUUCUGAAAUCAAUGCCGAGACACUUUUUUAUGUAAUUGGGGAUCAGGCGGUCAGAGCUAGUCUCCGCAGCAAAAGCGACAUCAAAACUUUCCGAAAAGAUUUGAUAGCUGUGGAGAAGGCCGAAGAUACGACUUUCAGCAUUGGUGUAAUUCCCAACAAUAAAAAAUAA
Molecule: messenger RNA, 240 nt
Organism: Cylicocyclus nassatus
Lineage: Eukaryota; Metazoa; Nematoda; Chromadorea; Rhabditida; Strongylidae
Source: the annotation of a GenBank genome assembly